AUGGACAUAGAAAAAUGGCUUCUGAUCUUUAGUUUAGGAUCAACCAUCUUAGCAAUUUUAUCCUUGUUUUAUUACAAAAAAAGAUUCGAUCAGUGCAAGAACUACAGUCUACAAAGACAUUCUGGGUCUUUUCAACAGCUUGUAAGAGUCGCUGGAAAUGUAUGUCAAGAGCAUCGAAAUUUAUUAAAUGUAAAAGACAGAUCAGUCCAGGUUCCUAUAAUGAUAAGCCAUAGGACUGAUGAAGAAAUAUUAUUAAAUCCAAUGCUUGGAACUGGGAAGAAAAAUGAUGUAGGCUCUGGGAGAUCAUUUAUGCCAGAAACUUUAUUUUAUAAAUUAGGGGGAUAUGUCAUUGCCGAUUCUGCAUUUCCAAAGCAUUAUGUAGAUGAAGGCUCUAUAUUAUUUUUAAAAGGAUCUCCUAGAAAAGAAAUCCUCAUAAACCCAAAUGACGUCAAAGCUGCAAUUGUGACUUGUGGAGGUCUCUGCCCUGGGCUAAAUGUUGUCAUAAGAGAACUCGUAAUGACUUUAUGGUACAACUAUGGAGUAAAACAUAUAUCAGGCAUCAUUGGCGGAUAUCCAGGCUUUUAUACCCAAGGCUGCUUAAAAACCCUUACUCCUAGCAUCGUAGCUGACAUUCAUUUAUCGGGCGGGACUAUUCUCAAAACUUCACGCGGUGGCUGAAACUUAGAAAAAAUCAUGGAUUCAAUUAUAAAAAAUGGCUUCAACCAAGUUUACAUUAUAGGAGGAGAUGGCACUCAUAGAGGAAUCAAAAACUUGGUUGACGAAAUCGAAAGAAAGCACUUACCCAUUUAUGUAGUUGGAAUUCCGAAAACCAUUGAUAAUGAUAUCCCCAUAAUUGACAAAAGCUUUGGAUUCGACACAGCUGUCGAAGAAGCUCAAAAAGCUAUAGAAUCAGCCAAUACAGAAGCCAAUAGCGUCGAAUACGGUAUAGGACUCGUAAAACUUAUGGGCAGAAACAGUGGUUUUAUAGCUAUGCAAGCUUCAAAUGCCAAUAGAAACGUAAAUUUAUGCUUAAUUCCAGAAUCUGGCUAUGAGCUUACAGGACCUAAUGGGGUUUAUUCUUAUAUAUCAGAACGGCUGAAAGUGAAAAAGCACGCUGUCAUUGUGGUAGCAGAAGGGGCAGCUGCAUCUUGUUUAGAUGAAAAAUUGGCUGCAGAAGGGACUGAUCCCUCUGGGAACCCUAUAUUAUAUGAUAUUGGCAAACAUUUGAAAGAGGAAUUGGUCAAAUGCUGCAAGAAACAUAAUAUUAAUGCGACACUAAAAUAUAUUGACCCAACUUAUAUGAUAAGAACAGUCCCAGCGAAUUCUUCAGAUAAAAUUUUGUGCUCUGAAUUGGCCCAAGCAGCGGUACAUGGGACUUUUGCAGGAUUUACUGGGUUUUCUGUUGGAAAUGUGACUGGGCAGGCGGUGUUUAUCCCUAUUGAUUUGUUGAUUUCUAUUAAAGAAGGAAAAGAUGCAAAAGAAGGGCAGAGGAGGGUUGAUAUUGAUGAAAAUAUGAUGUGGUGGAGACUUAUGGCGAAUACGGGACAGCCCAGUUUUAUAAAUGAUUAA
Messenger RNA from Blepharisma stoltei, 1569 nucleotides. Lineage: Eukaryota; Ciliophora; Heterotrichea; Heterotrichida; Blepharismidae. The record is from the annotation of a GenBank genome assembly.